ACGCCUUUAGUUAUAUUUAAUUAAUAAUUUUCAUAAAAGUGUUUGUCAUUGUAGAGAAAAUUGAUUGAAUAUGAAGAGCUUGACUGAGAAAGUCUGAUAAUAAAAUUUCGAAUGAAAAAUGGCAAAGAAAAUUCCAUUUUCAUGCAUUUUCUCAUCGGAUGAAGAUUUACCACAAUAUCCUGCUAGUGAAUUAAAUUCACAUGGACCAAGUGUUUUUGGAUGGAGGUCAAAGCAAGACCCGAAUAAUGAGAAAGCCCCUAAAGAAAUCGUCCUCAAAUUUCAAUUUCCGGCCAAAAUAUACAAAAUUCAAGUUCUGGCACAUCAAUUCUUAAUACCCGAACGUAUCGAAUUCUGGUUACAUUAUUCAUCGAAAAAUGCGACACCGUCAAGUCAAUUAUUCGAAUAUGUUGGAUUCAUUUCGUUAUCAGAAGCAUCAGGAAACUUUCAAUCAAGAGAGAUGCAGAGUAUAAUUAUUCCACAGAAAUUGGGAACACAUUUGAAACUUCGAAUGGGAAAUCCUUAUCCAAAUAAUCUCAAUCCUAAUAACCAACUUGCUUUAAUUGCUGUCAAUGUUCUUGGUGAAGAGUUUAAUCCAAAUUCAAAUGAUUUGAGUCAUUUGAAGCUUAAAGUUCCAGACGAUAUUUCUGAAGUUGCUUUAGCAUCGAUUACAGAUGACUUGGGUUAUUGUAUGUAUGUUGAAGAAAGCAUCGUAGAAAUUGUAAGAAAACUUGAAGAACUGAAACACAAAGCGGUUGCAGAUGAACGCUUUGAAUAUGCAAGAAAGUUAAAAUGCUGCAUGAAUUGUUUAAGAACUGCUGGAGAAAGACUUGGACGUUAUGCUUUAUCAAAGCGACUUUCGGUGCUUAAAGAAGACUUCACAACGGCACGAUUAAGAAAAGAACAAAUGGAAAUGUAUAAAAAAUUAUUAUACGAGAAACUUGAGAUUGAGAAGCUUCUAGAGACUCGUGGACUCAUCGUCGAGAAUGACAUUUGUUCAGAAGCUUAUAUAACAAAGCCAACAUUACCCCAAGCUCCGACGUUAGUUGAAGUCGCUAACUAUUUAGAGAAUUCAAAAUCUAAUGGAGUUCCAAGUACGGAAGUCUCUCCUGGUCUUUCAAAUAAUGCUCAAUUUAAAUAUGAUGAACCAAUCUACUCACCAAAAGUUCGAUCAUCACCAAAAGGUUCACCAAACUCGGGAUCACUUCGAAGAAGAAAUAAAAGUGCACCAAGGAAUGCGACUUACGAUUAUGACGAACGAGAAAUUCCAACCUUGAGACAUUCCCAUACAAAUGAAUUUCUACGUGAAUGUCAUCAUCCCGAACCAGAAUCAUCACGUGGUCGAUCGAAGUUGAAUGAUCGUGAGAAACGACAAGCAUCAAUACCGAUACUUGUGUUUGGUCUCGAUAUUGUUGAAAUGUUUUAUUCACGACAGUUUCAAGAUCGUGAGGAAGGUUUAACGCAACUUCGAGAAGUUCUAAGGGAGAAAGAAAAACCACCGGAAUUUGGAUAUAACAAAACAACGAGAGGUGCCACACUUUUACUUCAUCGUGCUGUUCGUGAUGCAGUUUUUUCAGUAUUCUCAGCUGCUGCUGAAACCAUUCGAUGUUUAUUCUGUGAAUUUAUGCCAGGAAAAGUUUCACAUUCUGAAAUUGCAAGAUGUGUUGAUAAACUUUUACCGGAACUUUUAUCGAAAUCUGGGGAUCCAAGUCCGAGAGUUCAUAAUCUUGCACAACACACAAUUUUAUCGAUUGCUGCUUGUGAUGAAGUUCGUGAUCAGCAUCUGAUAGCUCCAAGCAUAUCAAGACCAGUAACUAAUGGAACUCAUCCACGCUUAGCACUGAGUCGAAUGCAAAUGCUUGAACAACUCGUGUUAAGUCAAGGAAUAAAUAACGACAAACAUAGUGGAAUGACUUGUAGGAUUCUCUCUGAAUGUGGCUGGAGCGGAAUCAAUCAUCCACAUGAGAAUGUUCGAAAAGUUGCAGAAAGAAUUCUCCUCGCUGUUUAUAAAAUCAACCCACGACUUAUAAGAAAACAGUUGCCACCUGAUGACGAAAUUACGCGGCGCAAUUUAUUGUAUCGACAACUGUUCUCAGAAUUCGAUAAAAUUGACUUGCAAAGAAAGCGUGAAAUUUUGAAUGAAAGAAAACUUGAUAAGAUGGAUUUUUCUGUGUACGCUUCAAAUCAUUUAAGUGAAGAGUCAGGCGAGUCAUCGAAAACUAAAAAUCAUGUUACAAUUAACUCAGUCAAAACAUUACGAAUUAAUGAUCGCGCAAGUCCAACAACACUACCACGUCAAAAUCAUCACAAUCAGAUCGUGAAAAGUGCUAGCGGACAUUCGAUUAAAAGCUUUGAUCGACGACAUGAAUUCAAAUGUACCUUUUGCAACACUAUUGUACAAUCGAAUCACGAGCUAGACUUUCAUUAUUGGAAGAUCUGUCCGUUUUUAACUAAAUGCGAGAACUGUCGAGACAUUGUCAAAGUUGCUGACUUGAAUAGCCAUUUAUUGAGUGAAUGUACGAAGAAAAGUGAUUAUAACAAAUGUGAUGUGUGUCAAGAUGCAGUUUUAAAUUCCGACGCUGAACAUAAAACACAAAGUCAUUGUCGUGAAUUAUCUUCAGGAAUCAGCAAGUGCAGUCUUUGUAAAGAAAAUGUUUACCUUCCUGAUGAUGGUGGAUGGGAAAGACAUUUCCCCAUUGGAUGUCCACAACAAAAACGCAAAUUAAAAAAAUAAACUUUCACCAUCCAUUAAUUGUGCAAUCUAAAUUUUUGCCUUAAAAUAUUUUUAAGCAGACUUUGAAAUAAAUGAUCUUAAAACAAAA
Clunio marinus is the source of this 2819-nucleotide messenger RNA. The record is from the annotation of a GenBank genome assembly. NCBI's taxonomy places the organism in Eukaryota, Metazoa, Arthropoda, Insecta, Diptera, Chironomidae.